Chinchilla lanigera (long-tailed chinchilla) is the source of this 1252-nucleotide messenger RNA. RefSeq names its product FtsJ RNA methyltransferase homolog 1 (E. coli) (gene Ftsj1). The coding region runs from base 73 to 1056 and encodes 327 amino acids. NCBI's taxonomy places the organism in Eukaryota, Metazoa, Chordata, Mammalia, Rodentia, Chinchillidae. The record is from RefSeq and is a predicted model, not a curated record. The transcript has 12 exons. Gene Ontology annotation, molecular function: tRNA methyltransferase activity. Gene Ontology annotation, biological process: cytoplasmic translation; tRNA methylation. Gene Ontology annotation, cellular component: cytoplasm.
GUAACUGGCGGCCCGUUCACCUUGUUACUGAUACAGGUGGCAUCAACUGUCAGCAGGUGGGCACAGUGUGAGAUGGGACGGACAUCAAAGGACAAGCGGGAUGUCUACUACCGCCUAGCCAAGGAGAAUGGCUGGCGAGCCCGCAGUGCCUUCAAGCUGCUACAGCUCGAUGAGGAAUUCCACCUCUUCCAAGGUGUGACACGGGCAGUUGACCUCUGUGCAGCCCCAGGCAGCUGGAGCCAGGUGCUGAGUCAGAAGAUUGGGGGCCAGGGGCCCGGCCGUGUGGUGGCUGUGGAUUUGCAGGCUAUGGCUCCCCUGCCAGGUGUGAUACAGAUCCAAGGAGACAUCACCCAGCUUUCCACUGCCAAGGAAAUCAUCCAGCACUUUGAAGGCUGCCAUGCAGACCUAGUGGUGUGUGACGGGGCUCCUGAUGUCACAGGCCUCCAUGAUGUCGACGAGUACAUGCAGGCCCAGCUCCUCCUAGCUGCUCUGAACAUUGCUACCCACGUCUUGAAGCCAGGGGGCUGCUUUGUGGCCAAGAUAUUCCGAGGCCGGGACGUCACGCUGCUCUACAGCCAGCUGCGAGUCUUCUUCUCCAGUGUGCUUUGCGCUAAGCCCAGGAGCAGCCGGAACUCCAGCAUCGAGGCCUUCGCUGUCUGUCGGGGUUAUGACCCUCCUGAGGGCUUCGUUGCUGACCUGACCAAGCCUCUGCUGGACCACUCGUACGACUCAGAUUUCAACCAACUGGAUGGUCCCACCCGCAUUAUUGUGCCUUUUGUGACCUGUGGGGACUUGAGCGCCUAUGAUUCAGACCGCAGUUACCCACUGGACUUACAGGAUGGCUCUGAGUACAAGUAUACUCCGCCCACACAGCCCCCUAUCUCGCCUCCAUACCAGGAGGCCUGCAUACUGAAGAAGAAGGGGCGGCUGGCCAAGGAGACCUGCCCGCAGGACUGCCCCAUCAGCAGAGCAGAUGCAUUGUCCCAACCCCUGGCUGCCCCUCAGCACCACAACGUGCUGGCCCCCGAGGACAACAAAAUGAACUGUCUACCUUAACACAUUAAGUUAAUUGGCAAGCUGACAACUCAGAAGAUGCUGCCUGUCAGGAAAAGCAGAACUUGAGCUGAUGAACUUAUCCUCAGAUAUCAUCAACAAGGCCUGAAGACAAGCCAGGAAUGGGAUUCUGCAAUAGCCAUUUGAGACACAGUGCCCAACACCUACAACUUAAAGGAGAGGUUUACUUUGGCUCAUA